AUGUCAGACAACAUACCAUUCGAAAUGCAAAUGGAAAUCAUGAAAAAGCUUUCUGUCAAAUCCUUGAUUCAGUUCCGGUCCGUCUGCAAAGCAUGGAAGUCUCUCAUCGAUAGACCUGAUUUCAUUACGCAGUACAACGGCCAACACACAAACCCCCAACAUCUAUUUCUAACCUAUUGUGAUUGUGAGGAUAAGUAUGUUUCAAUUGCUAAUGAUCAUACUUUUCCCCACCACAAAGUUCCCCUCACUUUCCCACAAUGGCUUUUAGAUUAUGAUCUAAUCGGCUGCUCUCAUGGCUUGUUGUGUUUGUCUUAUUAUGAGGACCAGACCAGAAUAGCUAUUAUUUGGAAUAUUUUGAUUCGAAAAGCAAUUGCUGUACUUGUGCCUAAUGUGGCUGGUGGGGAGGUUUAUGAAAAUGUUUUAGGUUUUGGGGUUGGCCGCGAGACUACCGACCCGAAAAUUGUCAAGAUUACACCUAUUCGGAGUCAGAGUGCUAUGGAAAGUGUAACUUGGCAUGCUGAGGUUUUUACUUUAAGCACAGGGACUUGGAGAUCUCCAUAUAGCGGCAAUCUUCCUCGUAGUUCAAUUGAGUUUGACAGUUACUGUGAUCAGGUAGUUACUAUAGAUGGGUCUAUUUAUUGGCUUGCUGCUGAUAGGGCUGAUGUGGAUGGUGGGUUUAGGUUCGAUUAUACGAUUAUUUCGUUUGAUUUCACCCGUGAAGAAUUUAAAGAAGUGAGCCUCCCAGAUAGUUUAGCACACCAGAGGUAUAAACAUAUUUUGUCCGUGUUAAAACUAAAGGAGUCUCUUGUUGUGCUUGAACGUGUCAAUGAUCUGGCUUACGAUGUAUCGAUGAUGGAGGAUGGGGUUUCUAAACUGUUUACAAGGCUAUCCACUAUUAAUGUUAGCACACGAGAUGCAAAAGUAAAGGGAUUUAGAAAGAGUGGUGAACCUAUAAUUGGCUGGGGUUACUAG
This is a messenger RNA of Helianthus annuus (common sunflower), 972 nucleotides long. Its product is annotated as F-box protein At3g08750-like. The transcript has a single exon. NCBI's taxonomy places the organism in Eukaryota, Viridiplantae, Streptophyta, Magnoliopsida, Asterales, Asteraceae. The record is from RefSeq and is a predicted model, not a curated record. Gene Ontology annotation, molecular function: protein binding. The coding region runs from base 1 to 972 and encodes 323 amino acids.